AUGACUAUCCAACAGAAGAAAGCUAAGAGAGUUCCUAACUUCCGUAUAAAUGCUUAUACUGUUGCACCAAGCCAUCCCCUGGGAGUGAAACCAUCAGGAAAUGCAUUAUUCGAAUCCGCAGACUUAACAAAGCAAGCGAAGAUCAAAGACAAUCUUUUGGGACGAUUAAGCAGAUUUCCUGAGGAGCUGUUAAUGGAAUUUAUCUCAUAUAUUGAUAACCCGCGGGAUUUGCACAAUUUAGGCUGCGCUUCUCGGAUUCUCUACGCUUACACUUACGAUGAAGAACACUGGAGGAGGUUAUUCAUCAAGGAAUACAUUCGAAUGGAAAAUGAAUCCAGGGAACCGAAUGCCAAUAUUUACCCAUUCGAAUGCACUAAGUGGAUGGGGUCUUGGAGGAAAACCGUGUUAAAAGUCGAGCACGAAGCAUUGAUAAAGUCGAAUGAUUUAAUAUUUUCGGAUUUGCUUUAUAGGCCAUAUCAGUGUUCACAAAUUGACUACCUGGAGCUAUUUAGUAAAGUCAUUGAUUUUGAAAGAAGAUCUAGCGACUUGGGCCACAAUUUGAAUAGUGAUUUUGGUAUUGAUCGGUUUGAUGAGAGUGAGUUUUCGCUAGAGAAAUUCAACAAUGACUUUGUGAAUAAACCUUUCAUUCUACAAUGCAAAAAGAAUCCCACAAGAUGGCCGAAGUGGAACUUAGAUUCGCUUUUGGAUAAAUUUUCAAAAGUUAAAUUUCGCCAGGAGGCGGUUAAGUGGGAUUUGAGGCUAUAUGCUGAAUAUUUUCAUAAUAAUCGAGAUGAAUCACCCCUUUAUCUUUUUGAUUGUAAUAGCGAGGCUGUUAAGACAAUUAGAAAAGAAUAUUCAUCUCCAAAAAUAUACAAUGACGAUCUCUUUAAGCUGUUUCAGGAAAAUAAUGUGAAUUGUAGGCCAGAUCAUAGAUGGCUUAUAGUAGGUCCUGCGAGAAGUGGUUCUACAUUUCACAAAGAUCCUAAUCAGACUUCUGCCUGGAAUGCUGGAUUAACUGGCCUAAAACUAUGGGUGAUGCUGCCUCCGCAUGUCAAACCGCCCGGCGUGUCAACCGAUGCUAACGAAGAAGAAGUUACGUCUCCUGUUGGUAUUGCAGAAUGGGUAAUUUCUGGGUAUUACAAUGAUUCUGUUAAGUUGGCCCAAGAGGGGAAAUGCUUAAUCGGUGUUACCUUUCCCGGCGAAUGUAUAUAUGUUCCAUCAGGAUGGUGGCACACCGUGAUAAAUCUAACCGACUCUGUUGCGAUUACAGAGAAUUUUGUUCCUCUUCCUAUACUUCCAAAAGUUCUAAUGUUUUUCAAACACAAGAAGACGCAAAUAUCAGGGUUUCAUUUGAAGGAUUUUGUUCAUUCUGUGAAACAGUUUCUCGGCAAUGUCUCUGAUGUCAAGGAUUUAUCAACAGAGAAUCUCAAAAUGUUGAAUAGUUUUAUCGAAAGUAGCAAAAAUUAUCAUUUCAAUAAUGAUGAUUGCGGGUUGCAUGACAGGGUGGAGUUUGAAACCCCAUUGUUUGAGUUUUUCGUGGAAUUAAUUCGCAAUUCAAAAUAUGAAGCUAACCUUAAUGAGGCGUUCGAAAAAGUUAACGAAAUGGAAAAUGAGGAGCUCAAACGCAAGAUUUUAGAUUCUCACAAUAAUGUUAAAAAGUCAGAGGUUUGGCAUAAGUUAGCAUCUGAGUCAAAGGAUCAAUUUUCUUUUGGUUUCGAUACAAACGAUAUGUAA
Molecule: messenger RNA, 1734 nt
Organism: Lachancea fermentati
Lineage: Eukaryota; Fungi; Ascomycota; Saccharomycetes; Saccharomycetales; Saccharomycetaceae
Source: the annotation of a GenBank genome assembly